Molecule: messenger RNA, 630 nt
Organism: Polypterus senegalus (gray bichir)
Lineage: Eukaryota; Metazoa; Chordata; Cladistia; Polypteriformes; Polypteridae
Product: SERTA domain-containing protein 4-like
Exons: 3
Coding region: 115-630 (171 amino acids)
Source: RefSeq, a predicted model, not a curated record
AAUUGAUCAUUUACUGCUAAACAGUCGAUGCGUGAACCGUGCCAAUAACCUGGCAGUGACGUCUACGCUCCAUUCGAUGCGGAGCGGUCGUAAAUAUCGGCUGGGCUUGAUUUCAUGAAGAACGAACUGAUGUAUGGAAGGACACGAUCUCCCCUCAAUAUUAAGUCAAAGACAUCUUCUUUAUUGAAGGAAAGACCCACUACAUCAACAACGUCGAAAGUAGCAUAUUUUAAGAGGAAAUAUGCGGAAGAAGAGGAUUUACAGAAAGAUUACCAUGGGUAUUUUCAGAAACACCUGAUACUCCCAGAGGACCGCACCUGCAUCCUCAGGCUCUCUCUCCAGAAGCUGAGGUUCCUUGAGGAUCCAGAGGCUUACCUUCGAAGGUCGGUACUAAUUAACAAUUUACUACGAAAGAUCCACCAUGAAAGUACGAAAGAAGACUGCGAGUGCUACGACAGGGCCUCUGACACGAGGAAGCGCUUCAAAAUGAUGGCAGCCAACUGCUGUCCCCAGCCUUUUUAUUUGGAAGAGUUGGGAAUGGUGCCUUAUGGGUGCAGGUUGGACUUCCCAGGUGGCCCACAGGGCUCAAGUUCCCAGCUACUUAUGUAUCAAAUAGAUGAUAAUGGCUAG